Messenger RNA from Ylistrum balloti, 1453 nucleotides. Its product is annotated as spermine oxidase-like. Bases 1 to 1452 code for a protein of 483 amino acids. The transcript is spliced from 3 exons. Gene Ontology annotation, molecular function: polyamine oxidase activity. NCBI's taxonomy places the organism in Eukaryota, Metazoa, Mollusca, Bivalvia, Pectinida, Pectinidae. The record is from RefSeq and is a predicted model, not a curated record.
AUGACCACGAGAGUGCCCCACCACCGGGUCUUGGUGCUGGGGGCAGGGAUAGCAGGGAUAUCUUCUGCCCACUACCUCAAAGCAAACGGAAUUGUAGACGUCGUAGUGUUGGAAGCUAGUAGGAGAAUUGGCGGAAGGAUACAUUCAACGGAAUUUGGUAAAAAGGCUUCCGGUGACAAUGCCAUCGUGGAGUUGGGUGCUAAUUGGAUCCAUGGUAGAGCUCACAACCCUGUAUACAAACUAGCUCUGGAUAAAGGUCUCCUGGAACCGCUUGUUCAUCUCGACAGGAUGGAAGGUCAUUUUUACACAGAAGACGGUAGACGAAUGGACAAAAAUCUCGGCGAUAAGCUCUGGAAACAAUUCUUGAAGUUAGAAGAAGAAACUGGCAUUUAUUUCGAUCGAAACAUCCAGACAAGCUCUAGCGUAGGCGAUUUUUUCAGAGAACGACUAGAAGCCGAAAUCGACAAAUAUCCCUUGGAGGAUAGAGGAGAACUUCAGCUUAUGGCCAACACCAUGUUAAAUUACCUGGGUUUUCAUACUGGGGACAACCUGAGUCUAAUGUCGCUACAGUAUGACGGAGCUUAUGAAGAAAUACCUGGUGGGGAUGUUAAAAUACCGAAAGGAUUCUUAGAGGUAGUAAAAACCUUGACAAAUGAUUUUGAAACAGAUACAAUCAAACUAGGAACAUUGGUGACGAAUAUAGAUUGGGACCAAUCAAAACAUGGACCCAGUCUUAUUAAAGUUUCAUGUAAGUUGAUUGGUGGAGAGAACAAAUUUUACACAUGUGAUCAUUUAAUAGUCACGUGUUCUCUUGGCGUGCUGAAGAAAGCAGUUGAAGAGAAAUCUUUCUUCAGACCACAGCUUCCGGCAGGUAAAUGUGAAUCCAUUAGAAAAAUGGGAUUUGGAAGAGUCAACAAAGUUUUCCUCUACUACGAAAAUCCAUUUUGGAAACCGGGAUCAGCUAGUAUUAAACUAGCUUGGUCCGGUAAAUAUGCUGAUGUCGACGAGAAGUCGGAGUGGUACAAACGGAUUUUCAGUUUUGACGAAGUACUGGAUAACCCGACAGUUCUGGUUGCUUGGAUCAGUAGCAGCGCUGCACUUCACAUGGAACAACUACAGGAUGCGGAAGUCAGUAAAACGUGUACAGAUGUCUUGCGUCAAUUUCUGAAAAACCCGGACGUUCCCGAACCCACCAGUAUAUUGAGGAGUUCUUGGUGCUGCGAUCCCCUCACCCUCGGGUCCUACUCUUAUAUUAACAUGGAGUCCACUCCCGCCGAUAUCACUACGCUAUCGGAACCACUGUACAAUGACGACGAGAAACCAAUCGUUUUGUUCGCAGGAGAAGCUACACAUUCACGGUGGUAUUCUACAACACAUGGAGCAUUCGAUUCCGGAAAGAGAGAAGCUGAACGCCUUGUAGAAUAUAUAACUAACCAUGCAAUCAAAAUUUGAA